AGUCACUCCAGUCAGUAGUACUCGACAGUACUGUUCUUGUGCUCGAAGAGGACGGUUCACGGUUCGGUACGAUUUGCUCGCGCUGAAGCAUUAGUAGCAGUUCAGUGUUUCUACCUGGAUGAUAUUGUGGCUUUGUGUGAUGUGCUUGCAGUGUCAUCGGAUUAUCAUUCAUUGCCAGCCCAGGCAAAGGGAUUUUGUUGCAUACUGUGAUUGAAAUUACCGUAAAGAUGGUUCCAGUGAAAUGCUUCAGUGGCUAAAAUAAAAAUACAUACUCUUCAGAAAUGUUUGCGGGGUAUCCAAUAUUUGUAAGUGGCUAACAAAUCUCUACCGGAUAUAGAGGGGUGAAAAUUUGUUUCUUUAUGGUUACCACGCCACCACGACUGAUUCUGCAAUACUAUAAAGCCCAGCGAUGUGGACCUCCUUCGUGAUCUUCUCCCGGCCACCUUCGUUGAGGCAUCUUUGCAGGCCCUUUGGCGACAGCAAUCAAUGUUGACCAUCAGCAGCACCAUCACUGUCAGACAGCCAUACAAUGGGCAACAACUGUUGCUGUUGUGCUAGUCGAAGGGCUUCGCCCCCGGAAGUCUACCCUCCUAGUAAAAUGAACUAUGGAAAUGAUGUGAUAAUUCACCAUCCGAUAGCGGAGAACCGCUACAUCCCCGAUCCCAGUCCUGCCACGCAACAUUGCCAUGUGGAGAACUCGAGGCCCCGGACCACCCCUACACGGCCCCCAGUGGCGACGCAGACCACAGGCAACAGGAGGAUAGUUGUUGCUAUGUAUAAUUAUGAAGCUAGGGAUAGCCAGGACGUGUCGUUUAAAAAAGGUGAUCGAAUGGAGAUCAUCGACGAUACAGAAGGUGACUGGCUCAAAGUGAUACAUCUAAUAACAAAAGAAAAAGGAUAUAUUCCUGGAAAUUUUGUAGCACCUGAACUUAGCGUCGAAAGUGAGGAUUGGUUCUUUGAGAAUAUAUCUCGAAAAGAAGCCGAGAAGCUGCUGUUAGCCGAAGAGAACGCCCGUGGCACUUUUCUAGUCCGUCCUUCAGAACACAACCCGAACGGGUACUCGCUGUCAGUGAAAGAUUGGGAGGAGUACCGGGGUUACCACGUCAAGCAUUACAAAAUAAAGCCAUUGGACAAUGGUGGCUUCUAUAUCUCCACCAACAAAACUUUCGACUCUUUAGCUGAGCUGGUCAAUGCCUAUACCAAAAAUGCAUACGGGCUGUGCCACGUCCUUUCCAAACCUUGUAAGAAACCACAACCGACGAUGUGGGACUUGGCGCCUACAUACCGGGAUAAAUGGGAGAUCCCUAGGGAUGAAUUACACCUCAUCAAGCGGCUGGGCCGUGGAAACUUCGGCGAGGUGUAUUAUGGUAAAUGGAAAAACAACAUUGAAGUGGCUGUGAAAACGUUGCGCGAAGGUACUAUGUCCACGUCUGCGUUCCUGCAGGAGGCGGCUAUCAUGAAGAAGUUCCGACACAAACGGUUGGUAGCGCUGUAUGGGGUAUGUAGCGAGCAAGAGCCGAUUUAUAUUGUACAGGAGUACAUGACGAAAGGUAGCUUGCUAGACUUCUUAAGACAAGAUGAAGGCCAGGGUUUGGAAUUCGAAGAACUAGUGUAUAUUGCAUUCCAAGUGGCCAGUGGAAUGGAGUACCUGGAAUCCAAACAACUAAUUCACAGAGACUUAGCUGCAAGAAACGUAUUGAUAGGAGAGAAUAACAUAGCCAAAAUCUGUGACUUUGGUCUUGCUAGGGUCAUAGAAGACAAUGAAUACUGUCCUAAACAAGGAUCCCGGUUCCCAGUCAAAUGGACCGCACCAGAAGCCAUCGUUUAUGGAAGGUUCUCCAUAAAAUCAGACGUAUGGUCAUAUGGUAUCCUCCUGAUGGAACUCUUCACCUAUGGCCAAGUACCUUACCCAGGCAUGCACGGCAGAGAAGUGAUAGAGAUGGUAGAAAAAGGCUACAGGAUGCCGAAGCCCACAUCACACUACCUGCCAGACGAAAUCUACCAAAUAAUGAUCAACUGCUGGGACGCAAACCCGGAAAAACGACCUACAUUCGAGUUUCUCACGCACUAUUUCGAAGGUUUCAACGUGACGUCCGAAGUUCCUUACAGGGAGGUGCCUGAUUAACUAAAGGUGCUCCUGGACUUUGUGUAAAAAGUGACUCGGAAUUACUCAUGCGAAAUAUAGAGCGUCUGCGGAAAAGUGCCGUUAAUGCUGCACUUUUUAUGAGACUUCAUAUUCAUACCUGGGAGUGGUAUCCCAAAACAUUUUUUUCGUGAAUGUAGCCAUUAUUAUUAUUAGUGACAUUAGGUGGUCCGUCAGUAUUUCAUCAUUAUUCGUUUAUUUUUUAACACAGAUUAUGAUUGAAAUGAAGUCGGAAUGUUCGCUAACUGUACGAUCAUCUAGGAUUUCUUUUUUCCUAGCUUUUACAGAAUGUUUCAUCAAUGUUUAGCUAAAUCACACUACAUGGUAGUACUUUUCUUCAGAUUCUUGGGACAUAUAGGUGUCAAAAAGUUCAAGUUUCCAUCAUUACGGCGUCUAUUUUUCGCCUUCUUCGGGACUAUCGAAUGAGACACACAACACGUCCCAAGGGAUCACAUCAUCUCUUAGGUCAGCCAUGCAAAACAGAUAAUGUGAAAAGAUAUAUUGGCUAUUAGAAUUUCUAUGAAGUUUGAGAAAAAAGUGCCUGCAUUAUUUACACUUUUCUGCGGGAUGGCUUUUCUCACUUUAAUGGUGAACUUGCAUUACAUUUGGUAGAUCUCAUUUUUUAGGUUAUGAGCAUGCUUGAUUUCCAAUGGAGUCAAAUUGGGCGAGCUGUCCGUAAAGGCAAAACAUGUAUCCUAUAAAAUUCAAUUAAGUAUGAUCUCGGGUCGGUAGUUGUGUCACAAUUUCUACCUCUAACAAAAAAUACAUAAUCAUACUAAAUUCCAACGAUGUUUACUGCAAGAUAUUUUCAAAAAACUUAUUGGACUAUAAUACCUCAUGCUUGUCUGGACGAAUUAAAACCAUGUAUGUUUAGGUCCUCUUUAUUGAACUACAUUUCGGCCCAACGGGGAUCUUCUUCAACUUCAAUUGACAAGUGUUGACAAAUUUUAUUUAUGUUUUCCAGCUGACACGUCGUUUGUUUUGCAGUUCAUUUUCAUAUUUUUAUAGAGUGUGAUCCUACAAUGGUCUUAAAGGUGCUGUAACAAGCUGAGAUUGCGCGAACGCUGGGAUAAGCAGUCCCUUUCCGAAAAGCGACAAGCUAGCAUGAGGUUAUCUGUCGUUUUUUAAUGUACUUGUCUCGUCACUCUUGUCCAUCGCCCUGAAAACGCCCUCCAAAAACGCGAAAACCCACCCAGAACUGUCGUAACACUGUGGUUGUUAUGCAAUCUUCGACUAAAAUGCUGGAUGUGCAUUGUUUAUGGAUCUGAACUGCGAUCUAAAGUUGAAGAUUGCAUGACAAUUAAACAUUAAUGAUGGCUGGACUAGCCUGAAAUGCAGAGGUGUCCUCCAAGUGGCAUGCUAUGCCCAGGAUUUUACAUGUUCCCAAAUAUACCUGUUCCCGGCUGAGUCUUAGACCCGUCUGUGUGCCAGGUAAUUUCCCCUUGCAGGUGUGCAAUUUGUGUUUACAAUAUACUAACGGCCGACCCAGAAAAUAUUUUGGGGGAGGGUCCCAUCUGACGAAUUUGAAUCAGUAUUUAUGUCCAGGAAGAUUCCCAUAACGGGGGUUUGCAAAUUGAGAAACAGGUUCUAAAUUUUUUUUAACUCGGAUAUUUCGGAAGAUACCCCUUUGGAUUCGCUACUGAUACUAAACUGUGAAACGAACUUCUUCGUAUCCAGAACGGAUGGCCUACAGCAUAUCAUUACGCACAACUCUAUGUUUAUUUGCAAUACGAAUAUCCACGAAAAACAAAUAUUUCCAGAAGAAUCCGGUUAAGUUGUGUAAAACAUUAAUGCAUAUCACUUUGUAUUAUAUUAAUCUCGAGCUGACCCCGUGACCAAAGACGUUAUCCCUAAGAAAUUCCAUAUCAGUAGUUUGCCCUGAACUGAUCAAAAACAAAUCUGUUGUCGAAUUGCUUAAAAUGCAAUUUCAUAGUUUGCUUCAAAAAUGGCAAAAUGAAUAUUUUCGUGUAACUUACGGCAGUAAAAUUUGAUUUGUAUAUUUUGCACUGCAACAGAGUUCUCACUGAUUUGACUCCUCACAUGUUAAUGGUGAUUUUCUUGAGCAACAACGACUCAGAUUUGUCAAGUGGAAUUUUUAUCCAGCGUACAAUGUGGAUAGUUUGAUGUCGAUUUGUGUUUUUUUGUGAUAAUUUAGAUUUUAACAGACUAGUCACACCAAGUGAAGAAGCUUUUUUCUCGGAAUUUUGUAAGCACCGAUUUUAUUUCUAGACCACAAAACAUCACUAUAUUUUUUGUAAUGUAUAUAUUUUAAGUCGAUGAAACACAUCACAUGCACAAGGAGAUACAAAUAACAGUCCGUUUGUCUGAUCACUUACGGUGUUUUCUUGGAAUCAAGCUUUGACAAACGAUUUUUUACUGUUCUUUGAGACUUAACUGGUUUCAUGUAAGUAUCUGUUCUUCACUAGAGCCAACUGUAAAUUAAAUUUCAUCCAAAUACAUAACCUUAACGUGGACCUCAGGUCAAGGUCUCACCAAUGGAAUCCCAAAUAGGGGACAACUCGGAUCACUGUUGUUCCGCAGCCGUGCAUCCGCGUGGAGAUUAGCUUACACCACUUUUCGGUGGUGUAAAAUUCCGAAUUGUGUCCGACAAGAACGUAGGUUGCAGGAGCGUCCAGUCCACGUACUGCCACUUGGGCCGAGUGUACCGGUACCGGGGAGAUGGUGGGAUCGCGUAGGAAACCGUUUUCCUUUUGCUUCCAAAUACAUUGUCAGUGGUCACAGUGUGUAUAAUUAUAUCGUGCGUGCAUAUUUUCCAUAAUAUGGAAAAUUGGAAUAAGCGACAAUUACAUAAUAGCUGUGACUCAUUGGGACACCACAUUAUUAUAUCAUCUUCGCAGGAGUUGUUGGCAUCUUGCAGGUUCUCCUUUGCAGUAAUUUAGUUUGUAUCUUGGUUGAAAUAGAAUCAAAGAAAAUUGGUUCUUGAGGUCUCUGUAUGUAUAGAGAGUAGAUACUGCACUUCCUGCUUAUACUAAGUGACAAAAAAAAACCAGUAAAAAUAAAUAUAUUACAACAAUUUUUUGUAUACGUUUCUUAUGGCGUAAAAAGUAAAAAUGUAAUGAAUUACUAAUUUGUUGGCUUCCACUCCUAAAUCAGAUGAUCAAUUUCCUCUCGAGGUAUCUCAUCCCAGGCUACUUGUAUCUCAUACCGGAGUGCUGCUGGAGGCUGUAGGUGAUGGGGUAAACGAAGCAAUAUUCUUCCAGUAAGAUCCAGACAUGUUCAAUAGAUUUUGGGGCCAAGACAACAGUUCCAUUUCAAAAUCUCUUACCUCCUGGAUGUAACCCACGUCGGUCAUGUUGGCUCUGAUGAAUACCAUUGGUGACCUGCGUUGUAUAAGCAAUAGUCCUCGAUACCAUAAUUUCAAGUGUGGUACACAUUUGUUUCCACCAGUUUUUCUAUAUGGUUGGUAGGUAUCGUUUUUUGUCCUAAGCUAAACAAGCGUUUGUUUGUUAGGUAUAUACCUAUAAAAUCUUUGUAAUGAAUUAUUACUGGGUCUUUUUUUUCUAUGCCAGCAUAUAAAUUGAACAGCAUCCUGAUGUACUACCUCAACUUGCUUCUUUUUUUGACUGCCGACACCAUGAAAAGUAUACGAGGUGUGUUCAAAAAGUAUCGAACCUUUGGUCGGCAUACAUAUAUUUAUCGAUUUGGAGGUCCGAGACUUUAAUCCCCUUCAAAUUAGUCUCCUUGGUGAUGCACACACUUCUCCCAGCGCUUCUGCCAUUUUUUGUGUCUUCUUCUUUUCACAAACUUCAGGAAAAUACCGUAGGUUUAAUUUGCACGAUACUGUCAUAAAUAUUGAUUUUUUUUAUCUAAAAUUGGCUUUGUAUGUACUUAAUCGUAAGAAAUCAGAUGAACUGCUGUAUAAUCUCCCCUUUUUAGUUUUUUAUCAUAAAAAUUACACUUUAAUUAUGCAUGAGUGUUAUCGUGGUGUAUUUAUUCAUUGUGAAUAUUUGAUCAUAUUGCAUUAACUUUUUUGCUACUGGUUUUUUACGGUUUUAUUGAUUUUAAAACAGAAGACUGGUUUAGAGCUUCGAGGCAAAUCUCAAAAGUCUGUUUUUUGCGCAACACAAUGACUUAUCUUUCUUAGUUCGAUGGUGGAGAACAUAUUUUUAACUUCACGAACGUAGUUAGGAUAGUACAAAAGGCUAAACAACAUAAAAAGUGUCCUAUCUCAGAAUUUAACUUUUAUAUAAGACUUUUUGUACUUCUAAAACCUUUUACACUUUUGACGAAAUCUUAUUGGGCUUGGACCAGUACACUUUCAAGAAAAGAUUGUUUUUUGCGUUUUGUUCCUAUAUUGAACAAAUUGUAAUGAAUUAUUGUGUAUAUCUGUGUGUUUUAUAUAUCUAGCUACUCGAGUCACAAGAAAAUAUCAUACGAUUACUGAUAUUAAUUUGAAGACCCCUAUAUUGAAAAUUCAUAUGAUACCAAAGCCUAUUUGACACUGGGAAAAUUGUUAGAUUUGAAGUUACUGGUUUGGAUUUUUUCAGAUAGAAUCACACUUUUAAAAGAUAGUUCUAUGAAACAGCACAAUGUCCAUCAAUUGUUGUUAGGUAAUUGAUGGCUUACUGUCACUGACCAUUUAAUUCAUAUUACCGCUAACUUAGCUAAAUUCAUUUACCUUUUUAGUCUUGGCUGUCAAUGUGUAUGAGAGAAAGAGUUACGCUUGCAACACCUUGCAACACGUUUGAUAGAAAUAUAUAAUAUAAGCGUUGUCACCACGUUUCUCUCUCUCUUUCUCGUACACAUAAAAAAUAGAGCAACUUACGAACAAAAUAAUGUAAUAAUUUUCCAAAGUGAGGUUUUUCGUAGUAUUGCACCAAAGUUCAAAUGGAAAUCAAAAUUUUCUGUAAUUUAUCUAACUUUCAAGCAUUAUGGAAAAAGUAUUGUAGUACGUAUGAUAUUUUAAUCGUGCAAGUUUUGUGCAGUGAUUGUGUACAAACAUAUUAGGCCAAAUGAGAAAAUACCUGCCAAUAAAAUUGCUUUAUUUAUCUUCUGUAUCUCAUUUUGUUAAAAUAUGAAUAGUGGAUGUAGGGUACGUGCGUGUUUGUGUUUAGCCAAUAUUUAAUUAUUUUUGUCCAAUCGUUUUUCUUAGAACCGUCAAGUCAGUACGUUAUUAUAUUUUUAAGCGCAAAGCCAUACUUUAAUUUUUUAUAGGAACAAUAACUUUUGUACAUAUAGUAUUAAAAUAUAAUAAAUAUAUUAUGCUACUCAGAA
Molecule: messenger RNA, 7378 nt
Organism: Acanthoscelides obtectus
Lineage: Eukaryota; Metazoa; Arthropoda; Insecta; Coleoptera; Chrysomelidae
Source: the annotation of a GenBank genome assembly